AUGCCUCGAACACGAGCAUCCUCGGAAGCGAGGUCGACGCGGUCGACGCGGUCGUCUAAGUCACGACAGUCGGGUGAGGCGACGGAACGGUCAGAGGUCACGUCGACGCGAGCAUCGUCGGCGAGCAGCAGCAGCUCGUACACGCCGGCACAGUACGUCAACAUGCUGCACAUGGACCACAUGACGCGCUACAUGCAGUCGACAGAGGCACAGGAAGGGCUGGACACGCUGCUAGAGAUUGUCAAGCACCGCGACGGCGGGCCAGAGGCGCCGGACUACCAGUCAGCACUAAGCGAGCUAGACUACCUCGAGGGCCUCUUCAAGAAGCUGCGGUUCUCGUACAAGGAGCAGCUGACCAAGGAGACGGUGGUGCGGCGGAUUCUGGAGCUGGAGCUGCCGGUGCUGAGCGCGACCGACAUUGACGCGAUGGUGCAGGACACGGAGGCAGAGCGACAGCGACUGCGGGAGAUCAAGAACGUGGCGCGCGAGCAAGGCGCAGCAGCCGAGGCGAUCAUCCGGGAUCUGGCAGGAGAGCGGCAGUACGUAGCGGGAGCCGAGUCGGAGAUGGCGACGCUGCCGGACCGGCUACUGCACCUACGACAUCGGCUGGUGCGGAUGAAGCUAGCACUGCGAGCCGAGCUACAGAGCCUGGACGAGGCGGAGGGGGGGAUGGAGGAGGGGGUGGUGCCGUCGUCGGGGCCGGUCUCGACGGCGUUCCAAUGCAGCCGAUGUGGACGGGAGUUUCACACGGAAGCGUUUUUGGCGCUGCACCAGGCGCUGCACAACGCGCCAACGCUGGCGGUGGGCGAAGAAGGAGGAGCGGCAGCGGCAGCGGAGGCGCUAAUCGGCUGGGACGCAGAGGGUGCAGACGUGGUGCCAGCGUUUCCGAUGCGGCCAUGUCCGGGCUGUUCGGAGCAGGUGGCGGCGCUGUUUUUGGACUCGGCGCCACAGGACGAGACACACGCGGCGCUGCACGCACGGGUGCGGCGGGAGGUGGCGCGGGCGGCCGAGGCGCUGGAACGGCUUGCGGUGGGCGCAGACGCCCAAGACGACGCGCUCGAGCUGCGGUCGGAGACGGAGGAGAUUGUGGUGCGGCUGCAGCUGGACGAGGCUGAGAUGGUUGAGCUGGAGGCGCAGGCACGCGAGGAGGCGGCGCGGCAGGCGGCCAUCGAGGGCGAGACGGCCCAGUCGCUCGACCACCUGCGCGAGUCGGUCGGCAGCAUCCGGCUGGAGAUGAUGCGCAUCGAGCAGGAGGCCGACCGGAUGGUGCAGCACAUGGAGGGCAAGACGUCGGUCGGCCGGACGCUGCAGGAGCAGGCAGAGCUGUUUGGGCUGCUGAUGGGCGAGUGA
Messenger RNA from Grosmannia clavigera kw1407, 1350 nucleotides. Its product is annotated as zinc finger transcription factor. Bases 1 to 1350 code for a protein of 449 amino acids. The record is from RefSeq and is a predicted model, not a curated record. The transcript has a single exon. NCBI's taxonomy places the organism in Eukaryota, Fungi, Ascomycota, Sordariomycetes, Ophiostomatales, Ophiostomataceae.